AUGGAACAUUCCCUUCGUCUUGGCGCCCAAGAUCGGAUCUUGUCGUGGUCGGCGUCCAACACCGUCGGAAGCCUGGGCUCGGGCGAACGCCACUCUAUGAUGCUCCCGCAGUCACCCCCAUGGAUGGAUGCCCUUCACCAAAUACACCCAGCCUCUAUCGCGCACAACACCACCAGCUCGGCCCCCGCUCCCGCCUCUACCUCAACCGCAUCAUCUGCGACCGUGCGACACCCGUUGAACGGCCAAUUGUCGCCCAUCAGCACGGGCAUGGACAUGGCUGUUGGGCACUCCCAUGACGACGGCCCGUGUCCGUCCACCGCAGAAUCCGCGACUGCCCGGCCCAUGUCGCAGUCAGAAUCCUCCUCCGUCGCAGAUUCCUGGAGCAUGAUCUACGGCGAGAACGCAGAGGAUGUCAACGUGACGCAUGUCGUGGGUGAUCACGACAUGCACUGGGAGCAAGGGUCGGACGAGGGCGUCGCGGUCCCCAAGGUCGAGCCCAUGGACGAGGACAUCCGCCUCGACGAGAUCAAGGAGGCCCCUCCAACCCCUGUUCCAAGCAACACCAGCCCGACAUCAGCCCAGCCAAAAGCGAAGCGACCGCGUGGAAGGCCGCGCAAACAUCCCCUCACCCCAGUCGUCUCCACCAACAAGAUCACCAAGGGCCGAUCCAAGACGGGGUGUCUGACCUGCAGGAAACGCAAGAAGAAGUGCGACGAGGCAAAACCUAGAUGUAUGAACUGUGAGAAGAACGCCGUUGUCUGCGAAGGCUAUCCCGAAAAGCAGAUAUGGAAAAGCGGCAAGGAAAAGGCUGCGGAAGGUGGCUUGAGCCUUAGCCAGCCUCUGCCAGUGAUAACCAUGCAGCCCAUAUUUCACGGGCUCGAGAACGCAGAGGACAUGAUUUUCUGGAAGCACUAUCACGCCCAUCUAAGCACCGUGCUGACAGUCGAGGGCGAACACAAGAACGCGUUCAAGGACCUGCUCAUCCCGAUAGCAACUAAACACCGCGGCCUCAUGCACUCCAUCCUCGCCCUAUCAAGCAAGCACCUCGACUUUGAAACGCCCUACGGCGCAAAGAUUCUUGGGGACAACCCAAACACGAGUCUUGACGCCCUCCAGCAGCGAUCUGACUAUCACCACGAGAAAGCGAUGGAGAAGUUCUACGAGGACCUUGCACGGUCAAGUCUGAACUCGGACAGAGAUGACACCGAGUACUCGACAAUAUUGUCUGCUCGGUAUGGCCAGAUGCUGUGCUUGCUCCUAGAAGCUCUUGCCGAGGGCAACCCCCGUGGCGAGCACAGGGUCCACCUCGGAGGCUAUCAGCGUUUGAUCCAGCACUCCCCGCCCGAGGAUCCAGCCUUCUUGAGCUUCAUCAUGGAGUUCUUCCAGUAUCACAUUUUCGCCGAUGAGCUGGUUCGUUACCCCGACAUGCACACUCCACGACUGGCGUCCGAGGACUGGGCCCCCAGCGUCUCCAUUCAUCCGCCGCGGUUGUUAGGUGUUGCCGAUGGCCUCUUCAAUUACCUGUGUCAAAUCACAUCGCUCAGGAACACAAUCAGGGCCAACAUGGCCGCUGGAGUGGACCCACCGGUCGACUACACGGGCCUGUACAGAGCUGCCGAAAUCGAUGCAGCAAUCCGGGACUGGACGCCAUCGUGGCCUCCAGGUGACAGUCGGGACCGUGUUGGCCUUCUUUACAAACAGAUGAUGUGGGUGUACUUGUUCCGGACGAUAUAUCCACCGCCGCCCAUGUCCCCGCCGCCUUCGUCAUCGUUGCCCCUACUCCACAACUCGUCUGUUCUGUUCGGUUCGACGAACACCCCUCCAAGAUCCGCAAACAACAGUUGCGCAUCGUCGCCAUCGAUACGGCCGCGCACCUCCGCCUCCAACAUGCCAUCUCAACCCAUCCGCCGACACACCAUCGCCAACUACACCAUUUCCCAAGCACCACCGCCAAUCAAACAUCACCAGCACACCUCCAGUCUGGAGUGUCACCCAUAUGUCGCCGAAUCCCCGCCGCCCGUCCGUCAGCCGCCCAACUACGACCCUCGCAUCACUCUUGCUGUCAACGAGUCCCUCAACAUCCUCGAAACUUUCAAGCCAAGCGACCCUUCGCAGAAACUCCUGCUGAUCCCGUGCCUCGUGAUCGGUACGGCUUGUUUCGCGCCUGACCAGCAGGAGAGGAUAAGGACGGCGGUGCGAACAGUGAAGGGGUAUACGGGCUUGCGAAACACGGAGAGGGUCACCGAGCUUCUCGAGGAAGUAUGGCGGUGCAUGGAGCGUGGCGAAUGGUUGCGCGUCUGGGAUUGGCAGGGCAUUGCCAAGAGCAUGGGUUGCGAUGUGCUAUGUUCAUGA
Molecule: messenger RNA, 2352 nt
Organism: Diaporthe citri
Lineage: Eukaryota; Fungi; Ascomycota; Sordariomycetes; Diaporthales; Diaporthaceae
Exons: 3
Coding region: 1-2352 (783 amino acids)
Biological process (GO): positive regulation of transcription by RNA polymerase II
Cellular component (GO): nucleus
Molecular function (GO): zinc ion binding; DNA-binding transcription factor activity, RNA polymerase II-specific; transcription cis-regulatory region binding
Source: RefSeq, a predicted model, not a curated record